UUUUAAAAAGCCAAGGCAGCUCCCAAGUUGAUCAGUGUGCUCUGCAACCUCAGCCGGGGAAAGUAGUGCUAAUUGAAGGGGAAUGUUUUUGGAGCUCGGCUUUUUGUUUUGAAUGCAAAGGCUUUUGGUUUUGACAGGGGUGAGAGGGCAUCAAGUGAUACAAGUCUAUCAUUAAUGUGCUUUUUUUGUUGUUUUGUUUUGUUUUGAUUUAGAUGGCAACAAUACUUGGAUAAAGAGUCUUGUCUUUAGCUUUUAAGACUGGGAUUAUCUGAUUGAGGCAUUGUGCUUCAUUAGAGCGGUCCACUUUUCCCCCCCUUCCUCCUCCUUCCCUCCACCACCACCUCCUCCUUCUCCUCCUCCUCCUCCUCUCCGCAAUUUUGACGCGAUAACUUAGACGAGACGACAACAAUGUUUGGGACUUUGUGCCUCUUGGUGACGCUUCUGUGGGGACUGCGCGGCUGCUGCUGCUGGGGCUCGUACGUGCCAUGCGAGCCGUGCGACGACAAGGCGAUGUCCAUGUGCCCGCCGAUCCCGAGCGGCUGCCAGCUGGUCAAGGAGCCGGGCUGCGGCUGCUGCCUCACAUGCGCCCUGAGCGAGGGGCAGGCGUGCGGCGUUUACACGGGGACGUGCGCGCAGGGCCUCCGCUGCCUGCCCCGCAGCGGCGAGGAGAAGCCCCUGCACGCCCUCCUCCACGGCCGCGGAGCGUGCAGCAACGAGAAGGGAUACAAACCCGCGCACCCACCCAUAGACCGUGAUUCUCGGGAACAUGAGGACACCAUGGCUACAGAGAUUACAGAGGAGCUGCAGCCCGCUAAAGUUCCGCUCCUGACCAAAGACAUUGUCAACAGUAAAAAAGUCCACGCCAUGCGCAAAGAGCUGAAGAGGAAACUGGGAAAGCAACGCUCCAUGGGGUCCCCGAUGGACUACUCCCCACUACCCAUGGACAAACAUGAACCCGAAUUUGGACCCUGCCGGAGGAAACUGGAUGGCAUCAUUCAGGGAAUGAAAGACACUUCUCGAGUAAUGGCUCUAUCCUUGUACCUUCCCAACUGUGACAGAAAAGGCUUCUUCAAACGCAAGCAGUGCAAGCCGUCCCGUGGCCGCAAACGGGGUAUCUGUUGGUGCGUGGACAAGUACGGCAUUCAACUCCCUGGGACAGAUUACAGCGGGGGAGACAUUCAGUGUAAAGACCUGGAGAGCACCAAUAACAACAACGAGUAAAAAAACAAAACAAAAACAUAUGUAAAUGGACCACAAUCAAAUGCCACCCACACCCCAAAUCCUAACUACUCCAAGACCCACAGUUCACAUUUCCUCACUGAAUGACGUGAAUGCUCCUCUCUCACCAGAAGACGUAUUCACCCUCCUGUUACGUUCAUUUCUAAGGAACAGCAGCAAUGUUCCCGGGUCACUUAGGUGUGAAAUUAACCAAAAGUGUGAGAAAAGGAAUUAAAAAAAAAAAAAAGACCUCUAUUUGUAAUCAUUCAAUUUUGUGAAAUGAAUUGAUUACACAUAUUAAGCCAAGCAUAUGACAUUUCAUUCUGGAAAAUUAAAAAAAAAAAAACGUCUUAAUAUGAGUCAAUUUGACUCGCAACAUAACAGGAGGGUUGAGGUUUAUUUUCAAAGACACAAUGUUCAAAAUGAAAAGACCACCUGUAUAUUAUUAUUUUUUUUGUUUUUUGUCAUUGUUGACCAAGCACUCAUCUCCAAAUUGGGGGGGAGGGUAAAGUCCUUGACUGCAGCUCACAGGACACCUUCAACAAGUCAGGUUUUCUGGCUGUCGAUUAAAGAAAAAAAUAUAAGCACAUAACGGAUAUAUUUUUAUAACUGGGGGUGGGUGGGUUGCUGGGUUUCAGGGGGUCGGGACAGUGCAGCAGUUGUAUUCACAAAUUGCAUGCAAAAAUACAAGAGUCCUACACAUGACAUUUGGGGUCUCAAGCAGUUAAUUGGGAUCAUACCCAUUUCAUGGCCAUACUUUUGUAUUUUGUGUGCACAAAUUAGCAUUUUGUGCACACAUGAUAUCAAUAUUUGAGCCACAAUUGAAAAGAAAUAUCCCAUGUCAUGUCAGAGGCUCCAUAUAAAAUUAUUGUGAAAGGGAAAAAUCAGUUGACAGAAUUGAUAUGUUAGAACUGCCCACUGGCAAGAUUGAAACGAGACACGGAUGCCUCACACCAGUUCUAUGGAUAUGUGGUUCUGUCAGAGCACUUAAAUAGGAGCGAGCUUCUUAGACGUGUGUCUUCAGAAAAUAGUGUGCUCGAACGCAUGGAUGUUUACAGUGUGAGUGUGUAGUAUGUAUUAGCCCGCUUUGCUGUAUAAUGGAGUGAGUCUAUUCUAUUACAAAAAAAAAAAAGAAUGUCAUUUUAUUUCUCUCGUUUGGUUUUUGCAUUGUCGCAAGUGGUGCUUGCAGACCGCUCUCUGGUGUAAAUUCGUGUUAGACGUGGAGCGUUUGGCAAAAAAAAAAAAAAGCGUGCCGAUCGUUACAGGUGGACUUGUGUGAGUGGCUCUUUGACUAUGUAGCUAGCCUGAUAUGCCAACUGUGCCUAUUUUGAACAGACACUGCCAAGCGGGGGCCAUGACUUACCUGAUGAAAUAAAAGGCAAAAAAACAACAACAAAAAAAAAGUGCUUUUCACCUGACAGAACUCCCUUUUGUCUUUUUGAGUUGAGUCCACGAUUAAAUGUACAAAGUCAGGGCCGGUGGUUCAUUGGGAUUCUAUUGCUUGAGGAGUUUUCUUUGUGCCGUUUUAUUUGCCUUCAGUGAAGAACAGAUAGCCCACUUUUUGAGCCAUGUUCGCGUUUUUAUCAAGUGGUUUCCCCCUUUAUGUUCUGAAAUAUAGUCAGUGAAUGUGUUGUUUUGGAUGGUUGGGGAAUAAAAGACAGCCUAUUAUGAAUUUGAACAUGUUAUUGUACAUGACUUCGGUUGGUCCCUACAAAUGUUUUAAGGAGACGGCAGCAUGUAAAGGCUAUCGACACCUUCAUAAAACAAACGAGCCCAUUUGAAUAGUGUUGCUUUUCUGUCUCUCAGUAUGUCCCACCCAGUGCCUUCCUAUAUACAAAUACAUUUAAAUAAUGACGCAACAGUGAUCGAACAUCACGCAGAUUGACAGUUUUUUUCCAGACAGCCCCUCGCAAUGACUGACCCUUGACACGGGGGUCAAGGGGUUGGUGCUUGUUAAACGAGAGGAACAAUUCAAAGCGCUGAGAUUGCCUUUGUCAGAUUUAAUUGGAAUUGCUACCUAUAGGUGGUUCAACAUCCAUGUUAUCGUUGUUUCAGAAGUGAUAAGCUAAGAUUCGUGUAAGCUUGUUUGUUUUUGUUGUUGUUGUGAAUGCUAAUGUGUAUAUUAUUGCCAGAAAGAGAGGCCUCCAGAGGAUGAUUGUGUAGAAGUAAAGAAAUACUUCCCUCUCUGCUUCAAACGAAAGAAACAAUGGAACAUUAAAUAUAGGCUACCAGUUGUGAAUAUACAAUAUGUCCAGGCACUGCCCCACUCCCAGCACCCGUUCCCCACUACCACUUUAAAAAAAAAAAAAAAAAAAAAUCUUGCACUUAUUUCAAGUACCCACUAUUGUUAUUGAUCAGAUAUGGUGGUAUCAAGAAGUCAGUGGAAGAAAAGCAAACACACACUUAAGAAAAUGUCAAUGUUGUGCUCACCUUUUAAAGUUUUUUGGGGGGGGUAAUGUUUGUUGACAGGGGCUCAGCAAGCCCACGCCUGGGGCAUCCACUAUAGCAGAAACUAAAGGAGCAAAAGAAAACAGCGAAAGGUGUUCUCUCUUCACACUGAUAGGAAUUAAGCAGAGUGGUUGUGGGGCUGUUUUUGUUUUUUUUUUUUUUUGCCAGGGCGGCGACAUAAGGAAAGAGAUCAACCUGUACAGUGGACAUAUUCAGGGCCUAGCCACUUCUCUCGCACGGGGUCUCCGACUACAUAUCACUAGAUACAAGUUAGUAAAACAGCAUGACAGGAGGCAGUGAAAUCUGGAGAAUGAACUAUUGCAGCCAGUGUUGGAUUACAAUGAUUGUUUUAAAGAAUAUAGAUAUGCUAUACCUGUAUCUAGUAAUUUCAUCUCAUUAAGACGACAUGAACAGGUUGAGCUACAUGUGAUUAGCUUUUUAAACAACUGGUCGCAAGUGGCAAGUUCCUCAGGUUUCCCUCGAAUCUCCUGAUUGGUUUUUAACUCACACUUCAUACUUCUGUAGUACAAUAGUGACAGGUUUUUCUGAAUACGUAACACAUUUUGGUUGUCAUGACACAGAACAAUUGGUUAUUAUUUGGGUGUUCUGAAAUAGACUGAAGUGUGGCUCAAGUGCGGGGGAAAAUUGAAAAGGUUGAUUUUUGGAAUGACAGUAAAAGACAAAUAAGAAUACAAAUCCAAUUAUUCAAGUGAAUAUCACUGUGUAAUAUUUAUUCAACUUGUAAUUUAUAUGUACUCUUGUAACCUUUGUCUUUUUUGUUAUGGCAAAGCAUUUAUUUAAAUAAAGUUAUGUAUUCAUUUA
Syngnathoides biaculeatus (alligator pipefish) is the source of this 4488-nucleotide messenger RNA. RefSeq names its product insulin-like growth factor binding protein 5b (gene igfbp5b). The record is from RefSeq and is a predicted model, not a curated record. Gene Ontology annotation, biological process: regulation of insulin-like growth factor receptor signaling pathway. Gene Ontology annotation, cellular component: extracellular region. Gene Ontology annotation, molecular function: insulin-like growth factor II binding; fibronectin binding; insulin-like growth factor I binding. NCBI's taxonomy places the organism in Eukaryota, Metazoa, Chordata, Actinopteri, Syngnathiformes, Syngnathidae. The transcript is spliced from 4 exons. Bases 409 to 1221 code for a protein of 270 amino acids.